CUCUCUCUCUCUCUCUCCCGAAAAAAUAAUUCCAUGAACCAAAUGGAUUUUGAUUUAUCAUUUUCUUUGUUUUUUGACAAUAUGUUGAAGAUUUACAGUUGUAUAUUUAGGCCGAAGAAGAAGCACUAAUGAUGCAACAAUUUGCUGCAAGUGAAACUGAGCAGGUCGAGCAGAGGAUACGGCCUUAUGUUGAUCAAGUUCUAAUGUAUGAAGAUCCACAUAGACAGGAGGCAGCGCGAAAAACAGUACCUGUGGACAAACUUGAGGAGAAAGCACUGAUUGCCUUGGCCAGGGUAAGGGCUUUUAUCUUCAAUCUCUACGGUUUACAAAUUUGUCCAAAGUUAAAAUGUGCUUUAUCUUAUUAGAUAGUUGAGAAUAUC
Molecule: messenger RNA, 380 nt
Organism: Olea europaea var. sylvestris
Lineage: Eukaryota; Viridiplantae; Streptophyta; Magnoliopsida; Lamiales; Oleaceae
Product: peptide-N(4)-(N-acetyl-beta-glucosaminyl)asparagine amidase-like
Exons: 2
Coding region: 129-365 (78 amino acids)
Source: RefSeq, a predicted model, not a curated record